This is a messenger RNA of Suncus etruscus (white-toothed pygmy shrew), 2200 nucleotides long. RefSeq names its product polypyrimidine tract-binding protein 3. The coding region runs from base 73 to 1644 and encodes 523 amino acids. NCBI's taxonomy places the organism in Eukaryota, Metazoa, Chordata, Mammalia, Eulipotyphla, Soricidae. The transcript has a single exon. Gene Ontology annotation, cellular component: nucleus. Gene Ontology annotation, biological process: mRNA processing; regulation of RNA splicing. Gene Ontology annotation, molecular function: mRNA binding. The record is from RefSeq and is a predicted model, not a curated record.
CUCCGUCUGGGCCAUGGAUGGAGGGGAUCUGAUGAGCUUCUUUCUUCUGGCAUCAUUAACGGACCUUUUACCAUGAACAGUUCUAACCCAGCAAGUGUGUAUGCUAAUGGGAAUGACAACAAGAAAUUUAAAGGAGAUAGACCUCCCUGUUCACCUUCUCGAGUUCUCCAUCUACGCAAAAUUCCCGAUGAUGUCACCGAAGCAGAGGUCAUAUCAUUAGGUCUACCAUUUGGCAAAGUAACUAAUCUAUUGAUGUUGAAAGGAAAAAGCCAAGCUUUCUUAGAAAUGGCUUCUGAGGAAGCUGCUGUUACUAUGGUGAAUUAUUAUACGCCUGUUACUCCUCACCUUCGAAGCCAGCCUGUUUUUAUUCAGUAUUCCAAUCACAGAGAACUUAAAACUGACAAUCUACCUAAUCAAGCUAGAGUUCAAGCUGCACUGCAGGCCGUCAAUGCUGUCCAGUCAGGAAAUCUGGCCCUUCCUGGAGCUCCUACCAAUGAAGGCACAAUCUUACCUGGGCAGAGCCCUGUUCUCCGAAUAAUUAUCGACAAUCUCUUUUAUCCUGUUACUCUGGAAGUUCUUCAUCAGAUAUUCUCUAAAUUUGGCACUGUCUUGAAGAUUAUCACCUUUACGAAGAAUAAUCAGUUUCAAGCCUUGCUUCAGUAUGCUGACCCAUUGAAUGCACACUAUGCAAAAAUGACUCUGGAUGGCCAGAAUAUUUAUAAUGCAUGCUGCACUCUACGUAUUGACUUCUCCAAGCUCACCAGCCUUAAUGUGAAAUAUAAUAACGACAAAAGCAGAGACUUCACUCGCUUAGACCUUCCUACUGGUGAUGGCCAGGCAUCUCUUGAUCCCCCAAUGGCUGCUGCUUUUGGUGCACCAGGUAUCAUUUCUACACCAUAUGCUGGGACUGCUGGAUUUCCCCCAGCCAUUGGAUUUCCUCAAGCAGCAGGUCUCUCGGUCCCAGCUGUUCCUGGAGGUCUCGGUCCUCUCACAAUCACCUCCUCUGCUGUCACAGGAAGAAUGGCCAUUCCUGGGACUGGUGGCAUUCCAGGAAAUUCUGUUCUACUUGUCACAAAUCUCAAUCCUGAUCUUAUCACGCCACAUGGGCUUUUUAUCCUAUUUGGAGUAUAUGGUGAUGUGCAUCGAGUGAAGAUUAUGUUUAAUAAGAAAGAAAAUGCAUUGGUUCAGAUGGCAGAUGCAAAUCAAGCUCAACUAGCAAUGAAUCAUUUGAGUGGUCAGAGGCUUUAUGGAAAAGUGCUUCGUGCUACACUCUCCAAACAUCAAGCAGUUCAGCUUCCUCGGGAGGGACAAGAAGACCAGGGUCUGACUAAGGAUUUUAGCAAUAGUCCCCUGCAUCGCUUUAAAAAACCUGGCUCUAAAAAUUUCCAGAAUAUUUUUCCACCAUCAGCCACUUUGCAUCUUUCCAACAUUCCCCCUUCUGUCACAGUGGAUGAUCUGAAGAACCUUUUCACAGACGCAGGAUGUUCCGUGAAGGCUUUUAAAUUCUUUCAGAAAGAUCGCAAAAUGGCACUCAUUCAAUUGGGAUCUGUAGAAGAAGCAAUCCAGGCCCUCAUUGAGCUUCAUAAUCAUGACCUUGGAGAAAAUCACCACCUCAGAGUUUCCUUCUCAAAAUCAACCAUCUGACUUUCCUGUGAAUUUUUCUUCUAGGACUGGACCAUAAUUUCAGGAACCUUUCAGACAUAGACUUAAGCAGCUCAUGACCAAUUCUGCCUCUUUCACAAAAACUAACUUUCUGAGUUUAAUGUUUAAGAAUAUUUAAAAAAAAAAAAAAAAGAAAAGAAACUUAAUUGGGGCAGAGCCAUAGUACAGCAUAUAGGGCACUUGCUUUGCAUGCAGCCCACCGGGGUUCUAGCCCCAGAAUUCCCUAACUACUGCCAGGAGUGAUCCUUGAAUGCAGAGCCAGGAGUAAGCCCUGGGCACUGCUGGGUGUGGCCCAAAAACCAAAUUAGUAAGAGACCAAGGGAUAUUCUUUUUUCCAACUAUUCCCCUUGCCAUAUGUGGUCAAAGACUUGUUUCUUUGAACCAUAAUUUCUAUAAAAAAUAUCAGGAAAAUUUUUUCCCAAUAAUUUAAUUUCUUAUAUUAGAUUGGAUUUUAAGAGGACAGAUUUUAUUUCAGUUUGGGUCCAGAUCAGCCUUACACAACAUUUCUAAACUCCUUUGUACCUUGAAAAAUUUAAAC